Neltuma alba is the source of this 4777-nucleotide messenger RNA. Its product is annotated as protein HUA2-LIKE 2-like. The record is from RefSeq and is a predicted model, not a curated record. NCBI's taxonomy places the organism in Eukaryota, Viridiplantae, Streptophyta, Magnoliopsida, Fabales, Fabaceae.
UGUUUUACAAAAUCUCGUCAUCCCCCUCCCCUUUUUCUCUGUGUAAAUUAGGGUUUCUUUCUGGCUCAGUCUUUAUCACACUCCGCUAAUCUUUGGAUUCUUAGAGACUUUUUGUGCUUCAAUGCCUGCGAAUUUUGUCUGCAAAUUCCAGAGAGUGCCAAGCGGUUCCAUUCUUGAGCGAUUUUGGCAUAGAGCGGAGGCGGGCUAUUCGAUUCAGUUUAUAUCACUUGCCCUGAUUUGACUAUAGCUGCGGUGGCUUCCUCUUAUGGCGCCUAGCCGCAGAAAGGGCGCUAGCAAAGCAGCCGCCGCUGCCGCCGCUCGCCGCCAAUGGAAGGUCGGCGAUCUUGUACUUGCUAAAGUGAAAGGCUUCCCUGCUUGGCCUGCUACGGUAAGUGAGCCUGAGAAGUGGGGUUACUGCACUGACUGGAAGAAAGUACUUGUUUACUUCUUUGGCACCCAACAGAUAGCUUUCUGCAAUCCUGCUGAUGUUGAAGCAUUCACUGAAGAGAAGAAACAAUCUCUUCUUGUCAAACGUCAAGGAAAGGGUGCUGACUUUGUCCGUGCGGUGCAAGAGAUUAUUGAUAGUUAUGAGAAAUUGAAGGAAACCCAAGUUGACAUAACUGACUCUGGUGAAGUGUCCGGUGUAAAUGUUACAAUUCCUGUUGAUUCAUCAGCCAAAUUAUCUGCCAACUUAGGGUUAAAGGAUGAGACACAGGACCAUGAUUCCGUACAUAAUUCUCAAAUUCAAACUUUGACUUCUUUCACUGACCAACAUGAGACAACGCACGCAGCUGAGGAAGUCUUGGCAGUUGCACCAAAGGAUGAAUCAUCUAGUAAAGAGACUUCAUCAAAGGAGCUUAUUGAUAAUGCUGGUGCUACUGCAAAAUCUCCUUAUCCAGUUACUUACUCUUCUAGAAAAAGAUCUGUGGACUUGCGUCCUCAGGGUAAUGUCACACAGAGAAAUGCACCUGUUCAGAAGUCUAGAAGUUCAUCACGAGUCCAAAGCUUUGUGAGGCCUUGUAGUGAUGGUGGGAAAAGUGCUGUUGAUGGAUCAGCUAGUGCAGCUCAGAAUGUAUCUGUGAGAAGAAGUAAACGCGGCAGGAAAUCACCUGAUAUUUCUGAAUGUGAUGAUGCUGAUCCAUCUGCAUUUGCUUCAAAUGACAGCACGGAAGACAAUCGUUCUGAAAUUCUCACUAUUGAUUCGGAUCCCCUUAGCCUGAAUGAGGGAAGUACCAUGGACUCAAACUGUAAACUCGAACUCUCUGAGACUAUUGAGUGCGCAGAAGGAGAAUUUGAGUUGAGCAAAGGACUUGUUGAACUAAAGACUCUAGUCAAGAAGAAAAAAAGAAAGCCAAAUCGAAAGCGGUUGACUGAUGAUUCUGCCAAGCGAACCACUAUGCCAGAGGAGGAUGCUGGUGUGUUGAAUUCUAGUCAAAGGUCACAGGAUGUUUGUGAACGCCCAAAAGAUAGAUGCUCCAAGCAAGAUGGUGAUGAGCACCUGCCACUUCUGAAACGAGCUAGAGUCAGAAUGGGUAAAUCAUCAGCUACAGAUGCGGAACACAAUAGCAUUACAGAAUCUCAAGAUAAAAGAUCUGAGGAGAACAGUAUCAACUCAUUUCAGCAUGUAUCCUCAACUCAUGACAAUCUUAGUAUUGCUGAGGGAGACUUGUCUGUGUCAAAUAUGGUAAUGGAUAAUGUUUCUCCUCCAAAGAGUUCUGUCCCAUGUUCUGAAAGUGGGCCUCAGAUUUGUAAAAUUAAAGACCAAACUUUAGGCUGUUCUUUGGAUGUUGAAGCUGCUUUACCUCCAUCUAAACGCCUCCAUCGAGCUCUAGAGGCCAUGUCAGCUAAUGCUGCUGAAGAUGGUGAUGAUCAAGAUCGUGCAGAAUUAUCACACAGCACAAUGACAUCAAAUAGUAGAUGCUGUACAUCUUCCAUCAAUAGAUGUUCUUGUACAGCCUCUAAUAAUCAAGAGAUGGAUAAGCAAAUGAUUGAGCUUCCAACCCAUGAAAUUUGCAAGGACGUCCUACCAUAUGGCAAAGACAGAGAAGUCGACAAAGAACCUACUAAUUCUGUGGUAUGUCAGACUGAUGGAUCUGACGCCCCAAUUCAUUUACUUGGAAAUUUGUCUUCUAAUCUUGAAAUGAAAUGUUGUGAAGUUGGAAGCAGUCAGGAUUUGCCUGGUUCAUUGCUGAUCCCAAAUGAUGAAAGCAAUAUCAGAGCCGCUGACAUUUCAAAUAAAGCAUCUGGUUUAUCAGAACGUAUAGGAACAGGUCAUGAUCCCGCAUCAGGUGCCAAUGAAAGUGGUGAAUUUUCAACCCAAAAUAUUGCUCAUGUGCCUCAGAAUGAAGUUCCUCAAGAUACUGGGUGCUUGAAGCUGGCUGUUGAUGAUAGCAGCAAUUUGAAUGAGAUGUGUGAGGCUGUGAAAGACGUCACAUAUAAAGGGCCUAAGGAGGAUAUGAAUUCUGGUUCAAUUUCUGAUGAUUGCUUUGGUGAAAAGGAUAUUAUAGGUCUUCAGCCAAGUCCAUCUUUGACAGAUGGGGGAGAUUGCCCUGCACAAGGAUCCCCACCAAAUACGUCAUUUUGCAAUGUUUCUACAUCAGACAGUAGCAAUAUCCUUCAAAAUAAUGGCAGUUGUAGCCCUGAUGUGCAUUUACACCAGAAGCAAACUUUUUCUGGUCCUACUGGUGAUGGGAAGAUCGAUGGGUUUGCAGCAACUCAACGAUCAAAAAACAAGUCCACUGAAGCAGGACAUGCUGCUCUGCUGUACUUUGAAGCAACGCUUGGGACAUUAACAAGGACAAAGGAGAGCAUUGGGCGUGCCACACGCAUUGCUAUUGAUUGUGCCAAGUUUGGCAGUGCGGCUAAGGUGGUGGAGAUUCUUGCCCAUAGUCUGGAAACUGAGUCAAGCUUGCAUCGACGGGUGGAUUUGUUUUUUCUUGUUGAUUCCAUUGCGCAGUGUUCUCGAGGUUUAAGGGGUGACGUUGGCGGAGCAUGUCCUUCUGCUAUCCAAGCAGUUCUGCCACGCCUAUUGUCAGCUGCGGUGCCUCCUGGAAAUACCGCACAAGAAAAUCGUAGGCAGUGUCUUAAGGUUCUAAGGCUGUGGUUGGAGAGAAGAAUUCUGCCAGAAUCAAUUAUACGUCAUCAUAUCCGGGAAUUGGACUUGUAUAGUGUGUCUGCAUCUGCAGGUGCCUUCUCGCGACGUUCUUUAAGAACAGAGAGGGCUUUAGAUGACCCUAUCAGGGAUAUGGAGGGUAUGCUUGUAGACGAAUAUGGAAGUAACUCGAGUUUUCAGCUACCUGGAUUUUGCAUGCCCCGAAUGCUUAAAUGUGAAGAUGAUGGGAGCGAUUCUGAUGGGGGAAAAUUUGAGGCAGUCACUCCUGAGCAUGAUUCUGAAGCACACGAAGUGUGUGAAAUGACUCCUACACUUGAAAAGCAUAGACAUAUCUUGGAAGACGUUGAUGGUGAGCUUGAAAUGGAAGAUGUGGCUCCCUCUUGUGAUGUCGAAAUGAAUUCAAUUUUAGAUAUUAAUAAUGGAGGAAAUGGGGAUGCCGCACAUAUGUCUAAUUGUGUGACAAGUAAUCUGAUGGAGAAGAACAUUCCUGUGUCCUUUGUUCCUCCUUUGCCUCAGGAUGUACCUCCAUUGUCCCCUCCUUUGCCAUUAUCCUCUCCACCUCCCCCACCGCCACCCCCACCCCCUCCCCAACCUCCUUCCCUCCCCUUCACGCCAGCUAUCUCUCAUCCAUAUAGCACUGGAGCUAUUUCAAAACUCAAUAAAGAUGCACAGAUUGUGAAAGAUAACCCACUGCCCUCAGUGACUGAGGCUUUGGCCGCACCAAGGGAUAACCAACCUUUGCAUGAGGUUGUUCCCUAUCGAGUUCCAGAAUGUAGGGAUAUGCCAAUGCAGCUGCCUGAGUCUACUUCCUCUUUCAGCAGUCAUCCACCGCCACCUGACAACUUUCGUUAUUUUGAUGGUGCUAGUGUGCAUGCUAAAGGUUACCCUUUACGUCCACCUCAUCAAGUGCCCUCCAAUCAGUUUUCUUUUGUUCAUGGGGACCAGCAUGUGAAGCCACGAAGGGAGGCUCCACCCCCUUCAUACUCCAAUAGACACCACUCUAUGCAUAACACAGAGAGAGAGAACUUCCGCAAUAAUCAUGAUAGAUUAAAACCACCUCCAUAUGACUUCCGAGAGAGAUGGAGAGUUCCUGCUCCUUACUCUGGUUCUCGGUAUCAAGAUAGAGGUGUGCCUCCCCCUUAUGGCUGUCACCCAUGUGAAUCAGCUGGAUUACCAGACCAUGGGUGGAGAUUCCCUCGGUCAAUGAAUCACAGGAACUCUAUGCCUUUUAGACAACCCUUUGAUGAUGCCAUUCCGAUGGCAAGUAGAGGUCCGGGCUUUUGGCGACCAAGAUGAGCAGAAAUGACCAGCAAACUGAAGCGGAUACGCUUCUAUCUAUUUGAGGGGGAAUUUCCAUUCUAUCUUUUUGUACAUGCUUGAACCUUUGGAGAUGGUUGAGCAGAGUCUGCACAGGAUAUCGUAGUAAUCUGCUAGAUUUGUACAUAUGUAUUUAGCCUCCUCUGCAAAAUGCAGGGCAGGGAGAGUCUUUGUAGAGUGAGAGUUGUAACUUAUUCAGGUUGUCAUGUAUCAAUUUUUUAAUCUCAAGUUUUAUUAUUUCAUGAAAGCCCUUAUAGAACUUAGAUUGAUAGCUGCAUAAAAUUUUCUCGGGCUGUUUCUUGAAAUUGUUUAUCUUAAUAUAUUAAAUAACUUCUCUCUUCCGGGCAA